Messenger RNA from Neoarthrinium moseri, 1257 nucleotides. RefSeq lists its product as uncharacterized. The transcript is spliced from 6 exons. The coding region runs from base 1 to 1257 and encodes 418 amino acids. NCBI's taxonomy places the organism in Eukaryota, Fungi, Ascomycota, Sordariomycetes, Amphisphaeriales, Apiosporaceae. The record is from RefSeq and is a predicted model, not a curated record.
AUGUCGGACUCAGCUAAAGCAGAAUCUGAGAAGCGAGCAAUGGACUUCAUAACGGAAGUCUGGGCGCUAGCGGGAGUUGCGCUCUUCGUUUCCGGACUACGGUUUUAUCAGCGGAUCUCCACCGUGGGAUGGAAACGGCUCGCUUUGGAUGACUAUUUAAUGGCUUUCGUUACGGCUUUCACAACCUUCGAAUUCUACCUAGGCUACACAGUCGUGGCAUACUGGCAAGGCCUAGCCAACAAUGCCAUGACCCCCGAACAGCGAGCAACUCUCGACCCGGCUAGCAACGAAUACUAUCUUCGCGUGUCAGGCUCGAAAACCCACGUCGGAGGUCUGCUCACCUAUACAACGCAGCUUUGGCUCCUCAAAGCUUGCUGGGCCUUGUACUACAACAGGUUAACCGACGGUGUUCAGGACCGCCGACUUCUGAUACGAUGGAGUGUUGUUGUGCUGCCUAUCACAUAUGCUGCAUGUUUACUGGUGGCAUUCUUCAAAUGCAUUCCAUUUAAUCAUCAGUGGCAAAUAAACCCCGAGCCUCCCAUCAACUGCAUGCCGGCCAUAUCCCCACUGCAAACUAUAUUUGUCAUGGCAAUGAACACUGUCACUGAUUUCUAUCUCAUGGCUAUUCCUUUACCUAUGAUUUGGCGUUCUGGUCUCCCACUAAAGAAGAAAAUUGCGGUUCUUACGCUAUUCAGUGGCGCUUUCGUCGAAAUGGCGUUCGGAAUCUUGAGAUGUGUCUCUAUCCUUACAGUUGGCAAUACAGACCCGUCUCAAUCGGGCUAUUGGUCGAUCCGAGAAUCAUUCGUCUCAGAGGUACUCACGAACAUGCCAAUGGUUUAUGCUCUAGUCCGCAGCUUUAGCCACAAGAUCCAAGGUAAACCAGAUUAUAGCAAGGGUCAGAACAGUGGAUCCUAUCAGCUUGGUACAUACCCUCGCAAUCGGAGCGGCACCGGCCAGAACAUACGUUCUGCUCCAAACGGAACAGCAUUUGACUCUAAGGAACAAAUCUAUAUCGACGAGGGUCAGCAACCUCAGACGGACGACGAUGAGAGAUCUCUAGAGUUACCCUACCCGCGAGGAGAUCGCGACUUCCCCAGGUUGCACGCAAGGGAUAUUGAGGCCGUAAACAAAGAAGCUGGUGUUUCUCGAUAUAGCCGAUAUGUUCCGAGACAAGAAAACCAUAUCUACGUCACGACCGAGUACACCGUUUCUAAUGACGAGCGAGGCUCGAAUAGAAGUAUUGGGCCCGCAUUGUGA